Messenger RNA from Helicoverpa zea (corn earworm), 2606 nucleotides. RefSeq names its product digestive cysteine proteinase 2 (gene 26-29-p). NCBI's taxonomy places the organism in Eukaryota, Metazoa, Arthropoda, Insecta, Lepidoptera, Noctuidae. The record is from RefSeq and is a predicted model, not a curated record. The transcript is spliced from 16 exons. Gene Ontology annotation, cellular component: lysosome. Gene Ontology annotation, biological process: immune response. Bases 185 to 1849 code for a protein of 554 amino acids. Gene Ontology annotation, molecular function: cysteine-type endopeptidase activity.
UCUGGCAGCGUCAAUAGUUUAUUUUUUGUGUAAAUAAUUUAUAUCAACAAUAAAUAAGCAUCCUUUAGUUUUCAUAAUUUAAUUAUAUACAUAGAUUUAUGUGUAAGGCAAUAAAUACAAUAAUACAUUCCUCAAAAACUGACCAAAUCCUCGUAAGGGCUCCGGUCCUGAGCGGUCAGCAACGAUGUUAGUGCUCCCAAUAUUGUGUGUUUUCCUCGGCUCGGCCGUCGGAUAUAUUGAUAAAGAUGCUCCUCCUCAAUGGAAUCCAGUUUACACCGUGAAGGGGAUGCUGAACAUCCCUUAUGCGGAACUCAAAGAACCGUUCUAUACUUGGUAUGACAGCAAGGCCAGUAAGUCCCGCAUUGACUACUAUGGCGCUAUGGUCAAGACGUUCCAAUUUGCGCCCUCAGCCUACAAGCCUUAUGGUACUUCUAUCAAGAUCGCCCCGGUGACGACAGAAGAUGUUCUGAACCAAGACACGUGUCUCCAAGUGAAUGGCACCCAGGACUCCACCGUAGGCAUACAGACGGUGCUGCCUGAUAUGACUGACUUCAAGUUUAUUGGCACAGAAACAAUGCAAGACUCGGAAACGGCCAAAUGGCAGUUCACCCAGACGAUUGGUCAGAAACUGAACAAGUACACCAUGUGGGUGAAAUACAGGAAGUCUCUCAAAUACAGGGGGGAUUCCGUGCCCAUUCCUGUCAGGUACGAAAUGAAAGGCUUCAACUCUCUGCUGGGCUCCCACUACGAUCACUACUAUAUCGAUUAUGUAGACUACGACGUCGAAGAUAUUGAUCCCGCUAUCUUUAACAUCGAUUCUUCAAUGAAAUGUUCAUCGUUCCCGGGUCCGGGUAGCCGUCACUACGCGACCUUCAACCCUAUGAUGGAGUUCGUGCACCCAGCCAACGAGGAUCACGUACACCAUGAGUUUGACAGAUUCAAGAGGAAGCACAGUAAGCAGUAUGCCAGCGAGGUGGAACACGAGAAGAGAUUGAACCUCUUCAGACAGAACCUCAGGUUUAUUCAGUCGCACAACCGUGCCCGUCGUUCAUUCACAGUGGCAGUGAACCACCUCGCCGAUCGCACCGACACCGAGCUGGCCGCGCUCAGGGGACGCCGCUACUCCGGACCUAAUGAAGGUCUGCCAUUCCCAUACAGUCGGUCUCUGAUCGAAGAGGAGACAGACAAGCUGCCCACUGAACAUGAUUGGAGACUCUUUGGAGCUGUUACACCUGUUAAAGACCAGUCGGUAUGUGGUUCUUGUUGGUCGUUUGGCACUACGGGUGCAGUGGAAGGUGCCUUGUUCCUCAGCAACGGCGGCAAGUUGGAGAGCCUCAGUCAGCAGGCACUCGUCGACUGCUCCUGGGGUUUCGGCAACAACGGCUGCGACGGUGGUGAAGAUUUCAGAGCGUACCAGUGGAUCAUGAAACAUGGCCUGCCUACUGAGGAAGCUUAUGGUGGAUACUUGGGACAGGAUGGAUAUUGCCACUUAGACAACGUGACUAUUGCCACUAAGAUCAAGGGCUGGGUGAAUGUUACAGCCAACGAUGAGAAAGCGCUCAGGUUGGCGAUUUUCAAGCACGGCCCAAUAUCGGUAGCUAUUGACGCUGCCCACAAGAGUUUCAGUUUCUACUCCAAUGGCGUUUAUUAUGAACCUAGCUGCCACAACAAAGUCGAAGAGCUGGACCACGCAGUUCUCGCAGUAGGCUACGGCAUCCUCAAAGGUCAGAAGUACUGGCUCGUCAAGAACUCCUGGUCUAACAUGUGGGGUAACGAUGGUUACGUACUCAUGUCUACCAAGGACAACAACUGUGGGGUUCAGGCAGCCCCCACUUACGUUCUGAUAUAGUGGGGUAAGAGUUCUGACUAGGGUAAGGUAGGUUAAACGGAGGGUAACGCUCGUUAUUUGUCAUUAAAAGUUUCUUGUGUGAAGAAGAGUAUAUUUUGAAUGAAUUCCUGUGAUUGAAAUGGCAGAAAUGAAUAGUAGAAAUUAACUUUUUCACAUCAUUGCUUAUUAUUAUUGUCAUCAAUUUAAGCUAUAUGCCAUGUUAGUUAUUUAAUGUAGUUGUGUACUCGCAUUUUAAAACAAAAAUGUAUGUAUGUAGUUAUUUUUUUGAUGCAAUGAGUAAACAAAAAAAGUUUUAUGUAUAUCUAGAAAGUUCUAAUGACAAGUAGGCUAGGGUAAUAAUUAUUAUGUUGCUACACCCAUACCAGUUCGGGUAAAAAUUAUUAACCAAAUUGUCAAAACAUAUCUAUAUCAGUCUUAAAAAUCAUAAAAUAUUUUCAGAUUAAUCCUCAAGUUUUUUAGCUACAUAAAAUAAGAAAAGUCUUAUUUUUAACAUAUAAAAAAAAUGUUAUCUAUUUUUUUUGCAAUGUAUAAGGUACAAAGUAUUGUCAAAGAUUUUAAUAAUAGAAGCAAGAAUAGUUGAAUUAAGUACGAAAUGUAAUAGAUAAAUAUUCAUAUUGUUGCCUUAUAAAACUGAAUGUAUGUUGGCUAUGCUUAAAUUUUAUAAAACUAAUAAUUGUUAGAUUUAAGAUUAUGAAACAGGCUGUGUAGCUUCGCUCUCUGUUUAUAAGGAAAUACACUUUUGCAUUAAUAUUUUUAA